Globicephala melas (long-finned pilot whale) is the source of this 4110-nucleotide messenger RNA. RefSeq names its product neuropilin and tolloid like 2 (gene NETO2). Lineage: Eukaryota; Metazoa; Chordata; Mammalia; Artiodactyla; Delphinidae. The record is from RefSeq and is a predicted model, not a curated record. Gene Ontology annotation, cellular component: postsynaptic density. Gene Ontology annotation, molecular function: ionotropic glutamate receptor binding.
CUCUCUGCUUAAAUGAGCGUGGGCUCGCCGCGCCCGCCACUUCAGCGGGGCCUGCGCCGCGGCUGCAGGCGGACGGGCCCGCGGAGGUCCGAUCCCUUGCGUCCGCGCUCCCCGGCAGCGAGGCGGUCGAUGGGACGGAGCGCCGCGGAGCAGGAGGCGGCGCCCGUCGGGGGACUGGGGCAGCGCGAGAGCCCGCCUGGAGGUUGGGGCAUGGCGGGCCGCAGGACCUGAGUCCUACCCUGCGGGUAGCAACCUGGUGGCGGGCGAUGGGGACGGAGCGGGGCUGCCGCCGCGCUGAGCCGUGAGCGCCGCGCUUCCGCCGCCGCCUCUUCGUCGCCGCCUUGGCCCCUCGCGAAGAGCCGGGCAGCUCGAGAACAUGGCCCUGGAGCAGCUCUCCUCGGUCCUCAAAGUGUUGUUAAUAACAAUACUUGUAGUGGAAGGGAUUGCUGUGGCCCAAAAGACCCAAGAUGGACAAAAUAUUGGAAUCAAGCACAUUCCUGCAACCCAGUGUGGCAUUUGGGUUCGAACCAGCAAUGGAGGUCAUUUUGCUUCACCAAAUUAUCCUGACUCAUAUCCACCAAACAAGGAAUGUAUCUACAUUUUGGAAGCUGCUCCACGUCAAAGAAUAGAGUUGACCUUUGAUGAACAUUAUUAUAUAGAACCAUCAUUUGAAUGUCGGUUUGAUAACUUGGAAGUUCGAGAUGGGCCGUUUGGUUUCUCUCCACUUGUAGAUCGUUACUGUGGUGUGAAAAGCCCUCCAUUAAUUAGAUCAACAGGGAGAUUCAUGUGGAUUAAGUUCAGUUCUGAUGAAGAACUUGAAGGACUAGGAUUUCGAGCAAAAUAUUCGUUUAUUCCAGAUCCAGACUUUACUUACCUAGGAGAUUGCCAGUUUGAGCUGUCAGGAGCUGACGGAAUAAUACGUUCUAGUCAGGUAGAACAAGAGGAAAAAACAAAACCUGGCCAAGCAGUUGAUUGCAUCUGGACGAUUAAAGCUACUCCAAAAGCUAAGAUUUAUUUGAGGUUCCUAGAUUAUCAGAUGGAGCACUCAAAUGAAUGCAAGAGAAAUUUCGUUGCAGUCUACGAUGGGAGCAGUUCUAUUGAAAAUCUGAAGGCCAAGUUUUGCAGCACUGUGGCCAACGAUGUAAUGCUUAAAACAGGAGUUGGGGUGAUACGGAUGUGGGCUGAUGAAGGUAGUCGGCUUAGCAGGUUCAGAAUGCUCUUUACUUCCUUUGUGGAGCCUCCCUGCACAGGCAGCACUUUCUUUUGCCAUAGCAACAUGUGCAUCAAUAAUUCUUUAGUCUGUAAUGGGGUUCAAAACUGUGCAUACCCUUGGGAUGAAAAUCAUUGUAAAGAAAAGAAAAAAGCAGGACUGUUUGAACAAAUCACUAAAACUCACGGAACAAUUAUUGGCAUUACGUCAGGGAUUGUCUUGGUCCUUCUCAUUAUUUCUAUUUUAGUACAAGUGAAACAGCCUCGAAAAAAGGUCAUGGCUUGCAAAACUGCUUUUAAUAAAACUGGAUUCCAAGAAGUGUUUGAUCCUCCUCAUUAUGAACUGUUUUCACUGAGAGACAAGGAGAUGUCUGCGGACCUGGCCGACCUGUCGGAGGAACUGGACAGCUACCAGAAGGCGCGGUGCUCCUCCACGGCGUCGCGGUGCAUCCACGACCAUCACUGUGGAUCGCAGGCACCCAGCAUCAAACAAAGCAGGACCAACCUCAGUUCCAUGGAACUUCCCUUCCGAAAUGAUUUUGCACAACCGCAGCCAAUGAAAACAUUUAAUAGCACCUUCAAAAAGAGUAGCUACACUUUCAAGCAGGCACACGAGUGCCCUGAACAGGCCCUAGAAGACAGAGUAAUGGAAGAGAUUCCCUGUGAAAUUUAUGUCAGAGGGCGGGAAGAUUCUGCACAAGCAUCCAUAUCCAUCGAUUUUUAAUCUUCUACUGAAGGUGACAUUAAUUAUUAAGUAUGUACGUAUGUAGCCUACAGAGCACCCAUACUGUUUUCAGCAGCCACCCCUUUUCUCCUGUCAGAGCCAGGAAGAUCUUCAUUUCCCAUUAACCUAAUGUAAUGGUGAAGUUUUUAUUAUCUCAGGCAGUCUAUAUAUGUUAACCCAACCUGGGAACUUAUUCCAUUCAGUAAAAAACAAAAAAUAAGCCUCUAUUGCUCAGUGUCCUACAAACAAAGCACCAGUUACAUAGUAGCAUUUGGAGAGAUGAGGGGUGGUGUUGCGCCAGGCUCAGCUGCCUGCGGGUCUUAGCAGCAGGAAGACCGCUCCUGAUUGAUACAGCUCUGUCAAUGUUUUGAUCCCACAAUAAGUUUAAAAGUAAGAUUUUUCUUCACAUUCCUUUUAUUUUUUUCUUUUCUCUAAAUUUAAUUUGUUUUAUAAGCCAGUAAUUUUACCCUUUCAGUUUCUUAUAUAAGUGGUUCAUGUAUCACACGUAUUUCAAUAUAGGCAUUUGUUCUAGAAUUUGUCAAAAUAUAACUAGUUACUGUGAUAAGUGCCAAUUAAGACACAGAGUUGUGUUUUGUCCAUCUUUCUUCUUGACUAGUUUCUAUACUGCUGCCUUUUAAUUACUGGAUCCUUAGUCUUUAUUUUCUGUGAUAUGAUUUAGCACCUUUAAGUCAUAUUUUGUCUUAGUUAUACGAAAAAGUUUCAUAAUCCUGGGAUGUAUGCACCAUUGCCAGUUAUACAUAAAAACUUGACAUAGAUUAAAAUUUUUAGAAAUGCUUUGAAAUUUCCCAAGUUUUAUUACAUUCAGUGAUAGCACAUUCAUUCCUGUGAGCAAAAAGUCAUUUAAUGCAUUUGGGGGGAGGCCUAUCAUUAUAUUUAUUUCCAGUGUUUCUCAUUACUAGAUCUGUGUUUUGUAUUAUUUUUAUAAAAAGAUUAUUUCACUCCCUUUGUAUUGGUUUAUCUUGUAGGAUAUGGUAACCAAGGUUGUUUGAGAGUUAAAGGAAAAUGCCUAAGAAACUGUAUAAGCCUUUAGAUUGCUUCUUACUUGGGACAGUACGUUUUUCUAGUUCUUACCAAGAAUAACAAUUUCCACUUUUUUUUAAACUGCACUUUUGACCUUAUUUUUUUUUAAUGGUAUAUAAACAAUAAUUUAUAAACAUGAUAUAAAAACUCAUUGUGUUUUUUUAGACUUUUGAUAUUAUUUGAUACUGUACAAACUUUAUUAAAUCAAGAUUAAAGAGCUACAUGGCAGAUUUCUUUCAAUGUUUGCGUUAGUGACUUUGUAUACAAAUAUGCUGUGAUGGAACUGUACACUAUAAUUUAUUGUAAAGACCUUGGUAAUGUGUACAUAAGCAUUUGUUUCCUCUUGUUAUUGCAUCUAGUUUAUGAUAAAUUUUUCACUGUGUGAUAUUUAUUGUUCUAAAUCACCACACAAAUCUGAUAUUAAAAUAUACAUUGUUACAUGAUUCUUCAAUCAUGUUAUUUAUGGCAAUGAGAUUUUCGAUCUUAAGAUAUAUAUAGAAAGGAAUCCAUUUAUUGAAUUAUAACUAAAAGAUAAAUUCUCAUUUUUGAUAUUUUUUGUAGUUAAAUUCUCAAUGAAAUGAGAAAUUAAAGUUUCACUGGAUUUCACUGAUUUUUUUAAAGUAUCACAUCUGUAUGUUUUCUCAGAUUAAUGAAAACUGUGACCUUAAACAUGAUACAUGUAUAAUACUCCUUCAAAAUGCUUAUUAUAUCACAUUUUUUAUUUUUAAAAAAGUAUAUACCAUCCAGAAGAUAGGAAAGCCUACAAAUAGUAUUGUCUUGAUUUAAGUCUUUUUAAAGUCAGCAUAAUUUCCUGUUUUAAAAAUAUAACUUGGGAAGGUAAAAAGACUUAACGAAUGUAGUGUUCAAUGAACUAAUGAACCAGAGCCAGAUUAGGUAGCUAAAUUCUUUCAGUAGCUGAAAAGGCAUUUUAGUAGGUAACACACCAGACAGUAUUUAGUAAAUCCUUAAUAAAAUAAUAACUGUGAUCUCAUUCUUAAUGAAAGGAAAAUUAUCAUAUUUUCUAUGUAAAAUUAUAUCCAUUAAAAAAAACUAUUAAAUCGUCUUUAACAUCUAUAGUAGAAAAUAAUACAAUAUGCUUAACUAGUCACUUGUAACUGUAUUUUUUUUUUUUUUUU